Molecule: messenger RNA, 5063 nt
Organism: Myotis lucifugus (little brown bat)
Lineage: Eukaryota; Metazoa; Chordata; Mammalia; Chiroptera; Vespertilionidae
Gene: CD2AP
Product: CD2 associated protein
Exons: 18
Coding region: 215-2134 (639 amino acids)
Cellular component (GO): cell leading edge; plasma membrane; vesicle
Molecular function (GO): protein binding
Source: RefSeq, a predicted model, not a curated record
GGCCAGGCGCCAGAGACGCCGCGCCUUCCCUUGCCGGCGCGCCGACGGGACUGUCCGGGGAGCGCGCGGGCUGAUGGAGGCACCUCCUCGCCCCGCCUGAGCUCAGGAGGGGCAAGCGCGGGGCGCCGGGCCGCCUCCGGGCCGCCAGAGCGGCGGCGCGAACAGCUGGAGGAGGAGCGGCGGCGCCGGGCUUCUCCCCGCGGGGGCCCCCAGCAUGGUUGACUAUAUUGUGGAGUAUGACUAUGAUGCUGUGCAUGAUGAUGAAUUAACUAUUCGAGUUGGGGAAAUCAUCAGGAAUGUGAAAAAACUACAGGAGGAAGGAUGGCUAGAAGGAGAACUAAAUGGGAGAAGAGGAAUGUUUCCUGAUAAUUUUGUUAAGGAAAUUAAGAGAGAAACAGAAUCCAAGGAUGACAAUUUGCCCAUCAGACGGGAAAGGCAUGGGAAUGUAGCAAGUCUUGUACAACGAAUAAGCACCUAUGGACUUCCAGCUGGAGGAAUUCAGCCACAUCCACCAACUAAAAACAUUAAAAAAAAGAUCAAGAAGCGGCAAUGUAAGGUUCUGUUUGAGUACAUUCCACAAAAUGAUGAUGAACUGGAGUUGAAAGUGGGAGAUAUUAUUGAUAUUAAUGAUGAGGUAGAAGAAGGCUGGUGGAGUGGAACCCUGAACAAUAAGUUGGGACUGUUUCCCUCAAAUUUUGUGAAAGAAUUAGAGAUAACAGAUGAUGGUGAAACUCAUGAAGCCCAGGAGGAUUCAGAAUCUGUUUGGACUGGGCCCACCUUAUCUUUCCCCUCUCAGGGGAAUGGGAAUGAAACUGCACCCGGAUCCGUGACACAGCCAAAGAAAAUUCGAGGGAUUGGAUUUGGAGAUAUUUUUAAAGAAGGCUCUGUGAAACUUAGGACAAGAGCAUCCAGUAGUGAAACAGAAGAGAAAAAAUCAGAAAAGCCCUCAAUCAUACAGUCACUAGGAUCCAGAACUCAGAACACGGAGAUAACAAAAUCAGACACUGAAGGUAAAACAAAAGCUAAGGAAUAUUGUAGAGCGUUAUUUGCCUAUGAAGGUACUAAUGAAGAUGAACUUACUUUUAAAGAGGGAGACAUAAUCCACUUGAUAAGUAAGGAGACUGGAGAAACUGGCUGGUGGAAGGGUGAACUUAAUGGUAAAGAAGGAGUAUUUCCGGACAAUUUUGCUGUUCAGUUAAAUGAACUGGAUAAGGACUUUCCAAAACCAAAGAAACCACCACCUCCUGCUAAGGGUCCAGCCCCAAAGCCUGAGCCGAUAUCUAUAGAGAAAAAGUAUUUUCCUGUAAAGCCUGAAGAAAGAGAUGAAAAAUCCAUGCUGGACCAGAAACCUUCUAAACCAGCUGCUCCACAAGUUCCACCGAAGAAGCCUACUCCACCCACCAAAGUCAAUAAUUUAUUGAGAUCUUCUGGAACAGUAUACCCAAAGCGACCUGAGAAACCAGUUCCUCCACUACCACCUGUAGCCAGGAUUAAUGGGGAAGUGCCUGCCAUUUCAUCAAAAUUUGAAACUGAGCCAGUAUCAAAACCAAAGUUAGAUUCUGAACAGUCACCACUUAGACCAAAAUCAGUAGAUCUAGAUUCAUUUACAAUUAGGAGCUUUAAAGAAACAGAUAUUGUGAAUUUUGAUGACAUAGCUUCCUCAGAAAACUUACUCCAUCUCACUGCAAACAGACCGAAGAUGCCUGGAAGAAGAUUGCCUGGCCGCUUCAAUGGCGGGCAUUCUCCAACUCAAAGCCCAGAAAAAAUCUUGAAGUCACCCAAAGAAGAAGAUAGUGCCAACAUAAAGCCAUCUGAAUUUAAAAAGGAUUCUUGCAACUCUCCAAAGCCAUCUCUGUACCUUUCAACACCUUCAAGUCCUUCAAAACCAAAUGCGGCUAGUUUUUUAACUCCAUUAGAAAUCAAAGCUAAAUUAGAAGCAGACGAUGGGAAAAAAAGUUCCCUGGAUGAAAUUAAAGCUGAGAUGAUUGAACUGCUGUGCAUUGUGGAAGCACUGAAAAAGGAGCAUGGGAAAGAACUGGAAAAACUACGAAAAGAUUUGGAAGAAGAGAAGGCACUGAGAAGUAAUCUAGAGGUAGAAAUCGAGAAGCUGAAAAAAGCUGUCCUGUCUUCUUGAAGAGGCACAGACCCAGUAUUUAUAAUGAAAUGGGGAUUCAGAGGCAACACUAUGAACUUCAAUUGACUUGUUACUUAAAAAUAACAAAUGCUGAUGUUGUGGGAAAGAAAUAUGAGUAUAUGAACUAUAAUAUCUAUAGAAAAGUAGGGGGAGGGUGAAUUUUUUUUAUAUAUUUUGCUUUGCCAAUAUGAGGGGGAAAAGAGGCCUUAUUUCUUACAUGCUGGGAUUGCAAACUUCUUUUUUAGUUUGCUUGAAAAUACUACUGAAUCUGUAUAAAAAGGAAAAUUCACAAUAGUUUUUUUUAUUGAAAUGUAUUAUUUUUAAAGAGAUCUAUACUAUAAAUAUGGUGAUAUCUUUACAAAUAAUCUGUAAAAUAUACUAUUUGAGAGGGACAAAUUAGCUUUAUAGUAACUAUAGUCACUACGUUAUACUUAGGGGAUAUGUACUUUGUGUGUAUAUAUAUAAAUAUGUAUUUUUUCUUUCACUUUUAGCUUCUUACCCAGGAUGACACUGUUGUGCCUGUUUGUUUGCAGUGCUGUUUAUAUUCUGGGCGAUGUAAUGGGAGUUUUCUAGCUGUAUCCAGAUUACUCACCCAUGCAUAUAGGAAUAUCUAAUGAAUUAAUCAAAAUAAUUUCUUCUGCUUUUAGAAUAUUUCAUAUUGCUUGCACUAUAGGAUUUAUAAAAGGAAUUUAGUUAAGAUAUAUUGGAUUGUUAAAUAUAUUUGGAAAAAUACGAGCUAUAUUUUAAAUUCAUUGGGUAUAAAGAACUAAAAAUGUCAAUUUAUGUCAAUUUAACCCUUAACUUGUUGUGCCUAAAAACUACAGCACAUACAUGAUACGCAAACACCAGCCUUAUUGCUGUGCUUUUCUGCUUAUUUUACAGGCUUCUCUAUUACCCAUUUCAUAAUCUUGUGAUUUAAUCCUUUAUGCCCCUUCCUCUGAUUUUUAAUAAUUGUAAACAAAACUCAAAACUUUCAGAAGUUCAGUGUGAGGUUUCAUACUUUGACAAGUUAUCAUUAUGUAAAUGCUAGAUUUUACAAUGUUUAAUUGACCUAAUAGACCAAACUAAGUGGUGGAGAUAUUUUGGACUGUGAUUUAGGAAGCAACUUCAUAAAGAGUGUUAAUAUAUCAUUAAAUCGUAGCUUAUUUAAAACCAAAUGUAGUUGACCAUAUUAAAAAUGCAUUUUCACAAAAUGGAUGAAUUAGCAGUUCUUUCAGAGUCAUUUAUGAACAGUUGGAUAUUUUAAAGUGUUAUAUGUGUAGUCUGAAAAUGUCCGUUUUUAUAAUAAAAGUAGAAAUUUGACAUUCUUCAUUUGCAAAAUAAUUUAGAUUUUAAGAUUUUUUUUAUUGCAAAUGAUUUAGAUUUUGAGUACCCUCUAUCAUGCUUCCUUUUUAUGUUAUUUUAAAGCACCAAACCAAUAUUUUUCCUUUAAAGUUUUGAUCUUAUAAUUCUGAAAUCUUGUAUUAAUUUUGUCACAUUUCAAAUAAAAUAACUAAAGCCAAAAAUAGUAGAAAUUCCAAUUCAUAAUUACUUCAUAUUAGAUUCACAACUUACAUGAGUGUUUGGAGCAAACUUAUUGUGUUGAAUAUGUAUGUUUUAACUCUUUCAAAUCCUUGGGCUCUUCUGAUGAGGUCAUUACUGAACAAAAUUGUUUACUCCUAUUCUAAUGUUUUUAAAUGACUUGUCAAAUGAAUGAUUUCCUUCUUGUUAAAUAAGUUAGACCUUACUUUCUUUUAAUGAAAGUCCACAAGUAGAAAUGAACAGUGUGUCCUAGAAAUCAUCCUCAGCUUUCUGUCUGAAAAAAAUCUCUACGUGGCCCCUCCUCCCCCUAAUAAUGGGGUGGGGAAGUUUCCAGCCGACUUCAGGCUAUUGUUAGUUUCUGUUGGUCAUUUUCUCACUAGCACAUAAAGGCAAGAUGGUCAUGAGUCCAGAAAUACAUUUAAAGUGUUUGCUUAUAAACUUCCUCAAUCAGAAUAGAAAAGUAAUUAAAGUACUGUCUCUAUUUUUCUACCUUUGACCAAAAAGUAGAGAAAACCAAACAAACUCAAAGGGAAAACUGGUUACUUAAAUCUAGCAAGUUACCAGUAUUUGUCCUUGAUAUGGGAAUUUUGUUAAUUCCUAUUCAUAAAGUUUAUAACACAAAAUGGUGUGUAACAAUAACAGCCUUUACUUGGGGGUAAAUCAUUAUUAUUUGCUCUGAGAACAUAAAUGACAGACGGGUGAGUAGCACGGAAUCUGUCAUUGCCAAGUUAUUUGUGAAUGUAUCGUUCAGGUUGCUGUUUUUUGAAACACAAUAUUACUAAUUUUCCUAAUUGUGCUUCAAUAUUAGAAGUAGUAUGUGUGUGCACACGUGUGUGACCACAAAGCUCCUUUACAGAAUUUAAUUCUGAAGCUUCUUCAGAAAAUCUAAGUCUGCAGAUGGGAGAAAGGAAAGUGGGCCUGGAGUAACAGAUGAUUCUUUUUUAUAUGCUUCUUGCUGUGAUCAUUGAAACCAAACCCAAGUGCUCUCUAGGUGUUGGCAAACAUUUUAUGCUGCAUUUAAACUUGAAAUGUAUGAACAGAAGGAGACAAUCAGUUGAAACCAGAAAUGAGAAGUGUUACAAACUUAAUGGCCUUGUUUUGCUAUAGCAAUAAAAUGACCAAGUGCAAUGACUUGAUUUAAUAAAGUCAUCUUUUAGAAGUUGCUGCUAUAUUUUUAGCCAUGAAAUUUUACCUUUGUUUUUGCCUAACUUGCCUUUAGUAACUGUUGCCUACAUAACUGUUAUGUAAUGCAGUUUGGUGUUGUAGUAUGCUAACAUUCCGUGGUGGGUGGGAAAAAAUAUAUAUAAAAACUCAGAAACUCAACACUCACUGACUUGUUUACAGGUGCUGUAAAAAAAAAAAAAAAAGCAUGCUUCUCCUUUAAAAAGAAAAAAUUAAUAAUAAAAAA